Ostrea edulis (European flat oyster) is the source of this 1830-nucleotide messenger RNA. RefSeq lists its product as uncharacterized. NCBI's taxonomy places the organism in Eukaryota, Metazoa, Mollusca, Bivalvia, Ostreida, Ostreidae. Gene Ontology annotation, molecular function: sarcosine oxidase activity; flavin adenine dinucleotide binding. The record is from RefSeq and is a predicted model, not a curated record. Bases 553 to 1824 code for a protein of 423 amino acids. The transcript has 6 exons.
ACGAUGCAAGAACACAGCGAUAUAAGAUCUCUACCAUGGUCAGAAAAAAGACGUAAAUCGAAAAAUGGGUUUAUCUGUAGCUUGUAGUCUGUCCCAAUAUUUUCCCAGAGAGCUACAGAUCUGCAGCUAACUGCUGAGCUAUAAGUAGUUAGACGACGAAAACAUGUGCUUCGAAGGAAGUCAGCUAUUGUGAUGAUGUUUAAUUCACCAUAAAUUCAGGUACGCGUCCCAAAUAUUAUGUAAAUCCAGUGUAUGGCAAGGUCAGCAGUGCAGCACUUUUACUGAGACUUCAGGAAUAUUUCAAUCAGUUUAGAUUAAUAUUAACAGGUCAUCCUUAGCCAAUAUAAAUUAAAAAUGUGCAUACCUACAUAUUUACACACACAUAUACUGGUAUACUUGUAUGAUAUACAUGUAUAGAUUUUCGUGAUAUUUAGUCAAAUGUGGUAUCUCAUAUCUUCUUAUCGCGAUCCUCUUACUUUUUGACCUCAUUUUCUCUUUUCUUUGCCUGUUCUACACGUGAAUUCUCUAAAGAAACAACAAGAUACGAUACUCAUGUUUGAUCUAUGUGUUGUUGGCGCGGGGCUGGCUGGAUCCGCUGCAGCGAAGCAUGCGUCCAAGUUUUCUCGGGUUUGUUUAGUUGGCCCGGAUGAACCUAACAAGAAGUGCUCGCCUGAUCCGAAUAGGGACAUAUAUGGUGGACAUUACGAUGAAGGCAGAAUAUACAUGCAAUCAACCUCCGACCCAGUCUGGGCAAAACUAGCCCAAAGGUCAAUACCUAGAUACACUGACAUCGAGGUGGAAUCAGGAAUCGAUAUUGCCAGUGAAGUUGGUUGUUUAAUGAUUGGCAAUCGAGGAGAAGAUUACAUCACUGCAGUAAAGGACGUCGCUAAAAAAGACAGGAUAGGAGCAAAAGUGUUGAGUGGAACAGCGGCUCGCUCUCUGUUUCCCUUUCUGUCAAUCCCAGAAGAUGACGAGGUGGUGUUCGAAGCACAGUUGGCAGGAUACAUAAGUCCCAGAAGACUCGUGAAAGCUCAGAUAACCAUUGCAAAGAAAAAUGGAUGCCAACAUGUGCAAGAGGUUGCUCGAGGCAUCUCGCGCGUGGUUCGUGGCGACACCGAUAUGGUCAUGGAAGUGACAACCGAUUCUGGGAGAAGAAUUCUAGCAAAGAAAGUCCUUGUGGCCACGGGUGCGUUCACAGCUUUUCGUAAUCUGUUGGGAAAUGGAGUUUCCCCAGACACAAAAUUGUAUCCACUCGCAGUUACCAAGUUGGAAAUCAGUGAAGAAGAUGCUAAGAAAAUAAGAACCAUGCCGUCGAUCCUAUAUUUCGGGCGAGGUGGCAAGGAUUGGACCCAGGACUUCCCUGUGGAUCCACGAACACCUGUCGUUUUCUACAUGCUUCCUCCAAUUCGUUAUCCUGAUGGUAAAUACUACAUAAAACUUGGCCACUCUCACGACUCGAUCCCAAAGCUACUGCACACCAGACAGCAGAUGAAGCAGUGGUUUGAUCACGGACCCGAUGCACGGCUUACUCGGCAAAUGGCUGACAUGAUACUAAGCGUAGUACAAGAUAUAAAGGUACUCUCCUACCAUGGUGACAGUUGCGUGGUUGACGUUGCCCCUAGCAACCGACCCUACAUCGACAAAAUUCACGACCAGAUGGGAAUAGCUAUAGGAGGAAAUGGGUACGCAGCAAAGUCUAGUGACGAAAUCGGAAGACUGGCUGUGGAACUGCUGAUGAAUGGGAAAUGGGAUAUUGAGCUUCCUCGUAGUUUAUUUCAUGUAAAGCUAAAAUCAGGCUAUGGGACAUCUUGUAGUAAACUGUGAAAGAUC